Didymodactylos carnosus is the source of this 363-nucleotide messenger RNA. NCBI's taxonomy places the organism in Eukaryota, Metazoa, Rotifera, Eurotatoria, Philodinida, Philodinidae. The record is from the annotation of a GenBank genome assembly.
AUGUCAGGCACAGUUUUCGGAUUAGAUACAAAGAAACCGCUACCAUUUGCUUGCAUUGAUAUUUGGCAGACAUCACCUGACGCUAUAUAUGAUUAUUAUGAACCUGACAAUAAAGAAUAUCCAACAUUUACUAAAGAAAUAAACACACACGGUGCAUCCAGAAACUAUGAUUAUCGAGCAAGAUUAGUUACAGAUGAUUGGGGACGAUAUGAAUUUGAAACAAUGAAACCGGUGCCCUAUUAUUUCAGUCCGCACAAAAUUUGGAGAUGUCCACACAUUCAUUAUUAUGUACAGUCACACGGUUACAAACCACUUGUGGUGCAGGUCUAUUUUGACGGCGAGGACAAGAACGAGAUUGGUUAG